GUCUAAGCCUAACUUGUAACCUCGUCUCUUGAAUUUCUGGGACAAAGACUUUUUACUAUCUCACCCACAUAUAUAGCUUCCUUGGAACCUCCGGUUUCCUUCUGCCCUUCGAUCAGUUCGUCUCGGGAAACACUUCAUACCACUUUUCUUUUUCUAUUUUCUAUCCAAGAUGAGCAAAGGCAAGCUCACCGGCGCCGAUGUCGCCCAGCACAACUCCCGCGACUCUUGCUGGGUCAUUGUCCAUGGAAAGGCGUACGAUGUGACCGAGUUCUUACCAGAGCAUCCCGGCGGCCAAAAGAUCAUCUUGAAGUACGCAGGCAAGGAUGCGACCGAGGAAUUCGACCCUAUCCACCCUCCGGACACUCUAGACAAAUACCUCGAUGGCUCUAAGCACCUGGGAGAGGUUGAUAUGAGCACUGUCGAACAAGAAGAGAAGGUUGCCGACCCCGAAGAAACAGAACGGCAAGAGCGGAUCAAGCGGAUGCCCCCGUUGCAAGCAUGCUACAACCUGAUGGACUUCGAGGCAGUCGCCCGGGAUGUGAUGAAAAAGACCGCAUGGGCAUACUACUCUAGCGGUGCCGAUGAUGAAAUUACUAUGCGUGAAAACCACUCUGCCUUCCACAAGAUCUGGUUCCGUCCUCAAAUCCUCGUUGACGUGGAGAAUGUUGACUUCUCGACUACAAUGCUCGGAGCGAAGACCUCGAUUCCCUUCUACGUGACCGCCACUGCUCUCGGAAAGCUGGGUAACCCUGAGGGUGAAGUGGUGCUCACUCGCGCUGCCCACGACCACGAUGUCAUCCAGAUGAUCCCCACAUUAGCUUCCUGCUCCUUUGACGAGAUCGUGGACGCCAAGAAGGGUGACCAGGUACAAUGGCUGCAGCUUUACGUGAACAAGGACCGCGAAAUCACCAAGCGCAUUGUUCAGCAUGCUGAAGCCCGCGGCUGCAAGGGUCUAUUCAUCACCGUAGACGCCCCUCAACUCGGCCGCCGUGAGAAGGAUAUGCGUUCCAAAUUCUCUGACGAGGGCUCCAACGUCCAAGCCAGCGGAGGCGAUGCCGUUGAUCGCUCCCAGGGUGCCGCCAGGGCCAUCUCGUCGUUCAUCGACCCCUCUCUUUCCUGGAAGGAUAUUCCCUGGUUCCAGUCCAUCACAAAGAUGCCCAUCGUCCUGAAGGGUGUCCAGCGCGUCGAAGACGUCCUCCGUGCCGCCGAGAUGGGUCUGGACGGUGUCGUCCUCUCCAACCACGGCGGUCGCCAGCUAGACACCGCGCCCUCUGGCGUCGAGGUCCUCACAGAGGUUAUGCCCAUCCUCCGAGAGCGCGGCUGGGAGAACAAGAUCGAGAUCUUCAUUGACGGCGGUGUCCGUCGCUCCACAGAUAUUCUGAAAGCCCUGUGCCUGGGCGCCCGUGGUGUCGGUAUCGGACGGCCAUUCCUGUACGCCAUGUCCACGUACGGCCAGGCCGGUGUGGACCGCGCGAUGCAGCUUCUCAAGGACGAGAUGGAAAUGAACAUGCGCUUGAUCGGAGCCACCAAGAUUGCAGACCUCAACCCCAGCCUGAUCGAUGUCCGUGGCCUGAACAGCGGUCAUCAUGCUUCUGUUCCUUCGGACACCUUGACCCUCCGUGCCUAUGAUCCUCUCCAGGCACCUCGGUUUAGCGAGAAGGCUAAGCUGUAGUGGUUGAAAAUUUCAUUCUUGGCUUCCUUUAUUUUUGCAUGUUCCUUCACGUGAAGCUUGUUUUGCGGUUAUGUUGUUGACGGUCGUUGGCUGAUAGAUUCGCCACUUAGCCGAUUGUAUAUACCCCAUCGUCAGACGUGGUCCGACGAUAUAUGAUGGUGAUUCCUGUACAUUUAGUGAAAAGAUGUUACGCACUACCAGACAUAUAGACAUGAUGUCUGGGUUAUAAAUAUAAACAUAAAGAAUACAUCUUAAGAUUAAACAAC
This is a messenger RNA of Aspergillus caelatus, 1938 nucleotides long. Its product is annotated as L-lactate dehydrogenase (cytochrome). The coding region runs from base 170 to 1672 and encodes 500 amino acids. NCBI's taxonomy places the organism in Eukaryota, Fungi, Ascomycota, Eurotiomycetes, Eurotiales, Aspergillaceae. The record is from RefSeq and is a predicted model, not a curated record. The transcript has 3 exons. Gene Ontology annotation, molecular function: L-lactate dehydrogenase (cytochrome) activity; heme binding. Gene Ontology annotation, biological process: lactate metabolic process.